Messenger RNA from Alternaria rosae, 926 nucleotides. Its product is annotated as BTB/POZ protein. The record is from RefSeq and is a predicted model, not a curated record. Gene Ontology annotation, cellular component: elongin complex. The coding region runs from base 201 to 509 and encodes 102 amino acids. Gene Ontology annotation, molecular function: protein-macromolecule adaptor activity. The transcript has 4 exons. Gene Ontology annotation, biological process: ubiquitin-dependent protein catabolic process. NCBI's taxonomy places the organism in Eukaryota, Fungi, Ascomycota, Dothideomycetes, Pleosporales, Pleosporaceae.
CGAUGUAGAAAGAUGAUGUAAGCCAUCCACUCCCAAUCUCAACGUUCGCCCACGCGAGAAAACGUGACAGCGCGAUCUUUCCCCGCGAUAUCCACCAUCUCUCUCACUCAGCAUCCCACUCGACGAUCCAUAUUCAACACCCCGCCUCCGGAUCACAACCCCAGAAGCUAUCAGACUCGCAGCAUAUACCGCACACCACAAUGGCCGACGACAAACCCACCGAAUACGUCACCCUCGUCUCAAACGACGGCUUCGAAUUCAAGAUCCUCCGCUCAGCAGCCUGUAUAGCAGGAACGAUCAAGAAAGCACUGGAUCCACUGUCUGGUUUCCGGGAAAACGCACAGAACCGCGUUGACCUGCCUACGAUCAACGGUGUGGUGCUGGAGAAAGUCUGCGAAUACCUAUACUACAACCAGAAGCACGCAGAGAGUAAAGACGUGUCGGACAUGGAUAUCCCGCCUGAGCUUUGUCUGGAGUUGUUGAUUGCUGCGGAUUAUCUUGAUGUGUGAGGUUUAUGACUGAAUAAUCCGAGAUACGCUUCUAUGUCCACGCGCCCAGCGCCUAUUUUCGGCGCAAAUAAGAGGAGAAGCUUGUGAGGCAAUGUUACAUGCAUCGGCAUGAGAGUCGUGGUGGAAGGUUGAUCUGAGACGGGCCUGAGAGCUGCCUGGGGCGCUCAUGCGCAGGAUACUAUAGGAAGCGGAGACGUCGAGCACAAGGGCAUCUCGAGUGACCCGUACACUGGAAGCAAAGAAAGCAGCACCUUCUCUAGCUGUUGAUCCACCUCUCUCUUAUUCAAGGAGGUGCUGGCAAGUCUCGAGUAGAUGAAAAUCAUUCGAGUGCUGUCUACAAUUAGGAGAUCAGGGCUUUGCUGCCACCUCAUACAAGACACAAAACUUGAACAGAUCUGGGGACUACAUCAAGAUUAA